Molecule: messenger RNA, 903 nt
Organism: Humulus lupulus (European hop)
Lineage: Eukaryota; Viridiplantae; Streptophyta; Magnoliopsida; Rosales; Cannabaceae
Product: protein GLUTAMINE DUMPER 5-like
Exons: 1
Coding region: 198-593 (131 amino acids)
Biological process (GO): regulation of amino acid export
Source: RefSeq, a predicted model, not a curated record
UGUUCCCAUCUGAUACUGUUAACUAGUCUUGAUAAGCUUCACAAAAAAAUGUUACUAUAAAUACAAUCAUACAAACUUAUAUAUCUUUCAAAACCCUAAUAAAACCAAAAAAACAAAACACUAUAUAUAGAGAAAGACGGUGUAAACUAUUAGCUACUUGAUAAAACCAAGUGAUCAUCAUCAUCAUCAUUAUCAAAAUGAGGCCUCCAACCAACUCCACCGCAACUAGUGGUGGCGGCGCCGUCGACGGCGGUUUCCGGCAUUGGAACUCUCCCAUUCCGUACCUGUUCGGUGGCCUGGCCAUCAUGUUAGGCCUUAUUACGGUGGCCUUGAUAAUUCUAGCUUGUUCCUACCGUAAAUCGCCGUCAUCAUCAUCGGCCGUAGCAGCAGAAGCAGCAGCAUCAUCAUCGGCCGUCGUUGAUGUGGGUGGCGGUAAUGAAGAUCAUCAGAAAACAACGACGGAAAUUGAUGAGGUGGUUGUGGAUUGUGAUCAGCCCAAGUUUGUUGUUAUCAUGGCCGGAGAUCAUAACCCCACCUUCUUGGCGAACCCCGUCGUCUAUUCCACUUGCCACACUCUCCCAAUUAAUUCAUGAAUAAUUUUUUUUAGGAAUUGAUCAUAAUUAACGUAAUUGUUAUUUUUCAAUACAGUGUAGUUUAGGAGAGACAUGUAAUUAAUAGAUGAGUAAGUAUCUAUAUAUGUUAUACAAUAUACAAUAGAUUUUUUUAAUGUAAUUUUUAUUCAUAUAUGUGAUCGUUUUUAGAUGCUGGAUAUUGAAGGAAGGGUACAAAUUCAAAUUAUAUGCAUGUGUCAUUGGCUUAAAUAUUAGAAUUGAUUUGAUGAAUGUUUAUUAAUAUAAUAAACACAUCGAAUAAUUUUCCAUCAGAAAAGAAUAAUAAAGAAUU